AUAACAUACCGAAGAGCACCGAGGGACUCGCAAACUUUCUAGGACAAGUCAAGUGGACCAGAUCGGAGACUAUAAGUCAUGCGAUCAUCCAAUUCAGACUCAGUGCACCUUUGGCCUUCGGUGCUCUGAGUACCACCGCUGCAGUCGAGAGUUUGCUCACACUCUUCAAUCUCACCUUGCGUAGAGAACUCGAGGCCUGUUGGCUCAAACCGAAUGGCGACAAUCUCGAUCUGUCGAGGCGUGACGGCCCGCUAUCUCGUGCUUUUGCUCUUGUGCUUUCCGCACAAUUUGGCUCUAGCAGAUGAUCUGUCCACCCCGGCCAAGAAGGACAUUGCAAUGCAACUCGUGUCCAGCGCCGAGAACUCGUCUCUCGACUGGAGGGCACAAUACUCGUACAUUGAGGACAUCGGAGACGGGCGUGGUUACACAGGCGGCCUCGUCGGGUUCACAUCCGGCACUGGGGACAUGCUGGAGCUGGUCGAGCUCUACGAAAAUCGAGAGCCCGGAAACGUUCUGGCCAAAUACUUGCCAGCGCUUCGAGCUGCGGUGGGAUCCGACACGCACGAGGGCCUGGGCGAUGACUUCGUCAGCGACUGGCAGCAGGCUGCCGAGAGCUCGGUGUUCAAGCAGUGCCAGGACGACGAGCGCGAUCGAGUCUACUUCGACCCGGCCGUGGAGCAAGGCCAGCAGGAUGGCCUUCGAGCUCUGGGGCAGUUCAUCUACUACGACGCUCUGGUGAUGCACGGCCCCGGCGACGAUUCCAUGUCCUUCGGUGGCAUUCGCCAGACGGCUUUGGAGUCUCAGAGUCCCCCAAGCCAGGGCGGCGACGAGGCCGCUUACCUCGACGCCUUUUUGAACGCUCGCGUCGAGGCCAUGAAGGCCGAGUCUGCUCACGAGGACACCAGUCGCGUGGACGAUGCCCAGCGCGUUUUUCUCCAAAACAACAACUUCGACCUCGACAGCCCCUUGCAGUGGAGCGUGUACGGUGAUCAGUACGCCAUCCCUUGAUGCUUUCUCUCCCGCCCCAGCGUUCAGAUCCACGAACCGAACAUCGAAAAGGUCGUGCUUUUUGUUUUAGCAUAACUCCUUCUUCCAGAGCGGGCGACGAAGUUGACUGUGAUCAGGCCCAAUGAGCUCACUCGUUUCGUCUUCUGACUAAGUCAUGUCCCGACGCUCAUUAAACUAAAGGAAUUGUGCUCUCAGAGGAUCAAUGCGUGUUCAUCCAGAAGAUGUCCAGAUCUCAAAUUUUGAAUUUGUCUCCCAUGGAACUGGCUACUGGGGCAGAUACGAGAUUGCUUCGACAGAUUCUCAUUCGCGGAGGCUGUGGGACAAAACAUAAUGCAAGGACCAAUGAUUCCGAGGACAUGGCUUUCAGACUUUGUCUUCCACGUGAAUUGGACUCGCUUUCAGAUAGUUCGGGAUAUUGUCCAAGACAGAAAGUGAUUGCACAUGCAUUCUGGUCAGCACUCAAUUGUAUAAACAUAGAAGCUGGAAGAAUAAAAAAGUAAUUCUCUCUUGCUAGUCCUCUGCCUAAACCCCUAAACCUCUGCCAUGGCAGAGGUGAGCAUCUGCUACAAUUAGUUUGGGACUGAUGGCAUGAGUCGUCUUUACAUGGGGCAAGUAUACGAGUGAAAUCUCGUGUACAUGUAGCAAAUGAGUAAAC
This is a messenger RNA of Marchantia polymorpha subsp. ruderalis, 1663 nucleotides long. The record is from the annotation of a GenBank genome assembly. Lineage: Eukaryota; Viridiplantae; Streptophyta; Marchantiopsida; Marchantiales; Marchantiaceae.